AUGGACAAAGUAUUCUUCGCCGUCGUCGAUCAUCGGAAGACUUUAUCUGACAGUCGCCGUUCUUCUCCUGCUAAUCAAGAAUACUCAAUCAAAAUGUAUCUCCAGUUUUACAUAAACGAAAAUGGUGACAAAGUUUACACCACCAAGAAAGAGUCACCACUUGGACUUGCCACGCAGUCUGCUCAUCCUGCUCGGUUUUCACCUGAUGAUAAGUUCUCAAGGCAAAGAGUUCUUUUGAAGAAACGUUUUGGAUUGCUGCCAACUCAAAAACCACCUCGCAAAUACUAAAUAGUUUGUUUAUGGUUUUGACAACACCAAUUUGCACUUGUAAAAUGGGAAUUUUGGCCAUGGUUGCAUUGUUGUUCUUGAUAUGAUCCACAAGUAACAUAAUCAAUAUUUCUACCAAUUUACUUUUAGAUGGAUCUAUUUG
Messenger RNA from Lactuca virosa, 430 nucleotides. NCBI's taxonomy places the organism in Eukaryota, Viridiplantae, Streptophyta, Magnoliopsida, Asterales, Asteraceae. The record is from the annotation of a GenBank genome assembly.